AUGAUGAUCUCACAAAACCGUUCCACGCACCUCGAAAAAGACAUUGGAGACACCAUGCCACCAGAGGGGUGGGCACCAAUCGUGACCUGAACAACAGGGCCUGUCAGCCAGUCAUAAUUGAAGAGCCUCGUGACCUUUCACAAUUGCUGCUGCGACUGCACGCAUUCCCGCGGCGUAGAUGGAGACACACAGGCCUAAGUCGGGACUGUAGCCUACUAAGCAGCAGCAGAGAUUUGUCUACCUGUCGAUUAGGUUGCAGCAAGGGUUUCUUCCAAAUCAAGCCUCUGGGAUUGGUUAUUAGUCUGUCGACUGCUCAUGGAACUUGAUGAAUAUGAAAUGAGGAGCGACAUAGACACAUUAAGGACUGGUAAGUGUCUCACUCUGACAUUUUGCUCUCACAAUUGCCUUCAGAAUUGAUCAUGCAUUCAGUCAAAACGUUAGUCAGAUCAAUAAAAGCAUAUAUCAGUGUAGGGUUUAUAAAUACUGUACUAAUGUGCUAGUAUAGGCCUAAAUUACUCAAGCCUAUUGCAGGCUACAUGUCCAGAAAAGGUUUUGUAUGUGGUUGUAUUUUGUUUGGCAAAGUUUCAGUGAGAAUGAAGAUCAGUUGCAAGCAGGAGCUGUAGGAUAUAGCCUACUCAGGACAGAGUCUGCUGCUCAAACUUGAAUAUUUACUGUUUGAGGUUUGCACAGUGGCAAAUAAAGGCAUGUUUGCUUGUCACAUAAAGGAGUUACAUUGAACACAAGGGGCCUUAUUUCAUUUUCUCAGGUUCAGAAUGUACUCUUGUACAAACUGCCUACUCUAGAAAUCCGAUGUCUCCUUUGUAAAAGGGUACAGAAUACGUAACUCUGUGUUGUUGUUGUUUUUAUCGCACUGCUUUGCUUUAUCUUGGCCAGGUCGCAGUUGUAAAUGAGAACUUGUUCUCAACUGGCUUACCUGGUUAAAUAAAGGUGAAAUAACAAAUAAACAGAAAUGGCCAUCAAUUAGUUUACUGGACACAUUCAGCAUCACAUCCAUGUCUCAAGACUAGAGCAUAUUAAUGAUCAUCACCUUUACAUUGGCCCAUAGAAUAGGCUAUAGUACACAGAAUAUUAUGUUAGUCCAUCCCAUGUAUCUUGGUCAGGUGGGAUUUUAACUGUGAGAAAUAUGACUGUCACUGAUUAUGAAAUGUUGAAUACAUCAUGAAUUGGUCAAUAAAUCAUGAUGCCCACACACUUUUCAUUAUGCACUGUAAAAAAGUCUGGAUGUUGCAACUAAAUAUUAUUACGUAACUGGUUCCACAGCCUUUUUUUUGUUUACUCAACUUUUUGGUCAAAGUGUUACCUGAAUUUAACAUUUUCAGUUGGCCCAAACUUAGCUCCAACAUGAGAAAACGUAGGUUUAAUUAACAUAUGAGACAAAUUGAGCAAACACAUCAUUUGCAUUUUUGCCUACGUUUUCUGAGCUUGGGCCAACUAAAAACAUCCCUGGCUAAGGAAAACAGUCCCCUGGCUAAGGAAAACAGUCCCCUGGCUAAGGAAAACAGUCCCCUGGCUAAGGAAAACAGUCCCCUGGCUAAGGAAAACAGUCCCCUGGCUAAGGAAAACAGUCCCCUGGCUAAGGAAACAGUGCUGAGCAAUUCCACAAAACUCCCCCAUCAUCCCACCCUCUAAGCUUACAGUAAGUGUGUUUCCUACAUUUCUUGGCUGGAUCAGUUGAAGAAGUUACAUGUCAACUUUGAAUGCUUGGAUUCCAUCUCUGGGCAAUUCCACGGUAACGGAAUUGUGCUCAGACUCUGAUUUCAAAGUUUAACAAACCAUACAACUCUAUGCACAAGGACUACUUUUAACAAUUUACACUGAAAAUUAACAAAAACAUUUACUGGAAGAACUGUGCAGAUGCAAAGUUUGGUAACAGAAUGUCUGUAAAAUCUCCCACUGUUUUUUUUAUGUGUCCACGUUUUCCAAAAACAUAGUUAAAUAUCUGCUCCGAAUUAAGAUUCAUCAACGUCUGCAGAAAGAAUGGGGUGUCAGCUAUGACAUGACACAUUGACUUUAAAAACGUAUCUUUUGGUUAUUGAACUACAGUAAGUGAAGUGGAUUUACAGUUGGUAACGGAAUUGCAGUAAGGGAAUUACAUCAUGGGUCCCUGAUCUGUACUACACAGAAAUGCAUAAUUAUGAAUAUGAAUGUCAUUCUCUUCAUGGUGAUGUGUCCUAAAUAGGUACACAAAGGUAGAAAUAUGCAAUAUCCUCCUUUGCAUAUUUAAGCGGCGCUUUACAUUGGCCCCGGUCCUAGGGCAUCCUGAGCCGUCCCUGCCGUUCAUUGUGGAGGUGGAUGCUUCAGACGUUGCGGUGGGAGCAAUCCUAUCCCAGCUGUUCCUCAUGGAUGGUAAGACUCACCCCUGCGCGUUUUUCUCCGGCUGUCCCCGGCGGAGCGGAAUUACGACGUGGUGAACCGUGAGUUGCUAGCGGCCUGGGGGAGUGGAGGCAUUGGCUAGAGGGGGCCGCCCAUCCAUUUGUUGUAUGGACAGACCAUAAGAACUUAGCCUACAUUCAGGGGGCCAAUAGGCUCAACUCGCGCCAAGCCAGGUGGGCGUUGUUCUUCAUUAGGUUCCAGUUCACCAUCUCAUACCGUCCGGGCAGUUCGCUCUCGACCCCGUGGACCUGGUGGAGAGGGACGACCCCAUUGUCCCCAAGCCCUGAUUUUGUGGGGAAUCGAUAGGCUGGUCAGAGCAGCGCUACGGCGGGAGCCCGAUCCGGGCGGAGGUCCAUCGGGGAGGAUGUACAUACCCAAGGCUGCGCGCUCGCGACUGCUUCAGUGGGCGCAAGCGUCCGACCUCACCAGCCAUCCGGGGGGCGCCAGGACGUUAGAGUUCCUGCGUAGGAGGUUCUGGUGGCCAUCUGCGCCUUCGUGGCUGCUUGCCCGGUGUGCGCGCGCACGAAGAGCUCACGUCAGCCUGCGGCAGGGCUUCUCCGACCCCUGCCUAUCCCCAAGCGACCCUGGUCCCACAUCUCGCUGGAUUUCAUUUCCGCCUUACCCCCCUCUGAUGGAUACACAGUCAUCCUGGUCGUUGUGGACCGGUUCUCGAAGGCUGCCCACUUCAAAUCAAAUCAAAUUGUAUUUGUCACAUGUGCCGAACACAACAUGUGUAGACCUUACAGUGAAAUGCUUACUUACAAGCCCUUAACCAACAAUGCAGUUUUAAGAAAGAAUACCAAAAGAAAUCACAAAAAAAUACAAUAUUAAAUCAUACGAAAUAAAAGUAACAAAUAAUUACUGAGCAGCAGUAAAAAUAACAAUAGCGAGGCUAUAUACAGGGGGUACUGGUACCGAGUCAAUGUGCGGUGGCACCGGUUAGUCGAGGUAAUUGGGGUAAUAUGUACAUGUAGGUAGAGUUAUUAAAGUGACUAUGCUUAGAUAAUAAAUAGAGAGUAGCAACAGCGUAAAAGAGGGGUGCGGGGGCAAUGCAAAUAGUCUGGGUAGCCAUUUGAUUAGAUGUUCAGGAGUCUUAUUUCUUGGGGGUAGAAGCUGUUUAGAAACCUCUUGGACCUAGACUUGGCGCUCCGGUACCGCUUGCCGUGAGGUAGCAGAGAGAACAGUCUAUGACUAGGGAGGCUGGAUUCUUUGACCAUUUUUAGGGCCUUCCUCUGACACCACCUGGUAUAGAGGAUGGCAGGAAGCUUGGCCCCAGUGAUGUACUGGGCCGUACGCACUACCCUCUGUAGUGCCUUGCGGUCGGCGGCAGAGCAGUUGCCAUACCAGGCAGUGAUGCAACUAGUCAGGAUGCUCUCAAUGGUGCAGCUGUAGAACCUUUUGAGGAUCUGAGGACCCAUGCCAAAUCCUUUCAGUCUCCUGAGGGGGAAUAGGUUUUGUCGUGCCCUCUUCACGACUGUCUUGGUGUGCUUGGACCAUGUUAGUUUGUUGGUGAUGUGGACACCAAGGAACUUGAAGCUCUCAACCUGCUCCACUACAGCCCCGACGAUGAGAAUGGGGGCGUGCUCAGUCCUCUUAUUUUUCCUGUAGUCCACAAUCAUCUCCUUUGUCUUGAUCACGUUGAGGGAGAGGUUGUUGUCCUGGCACCACAUGGUCCGGUCUCUGACCUCCUCCCUAUAGGCUGUCUCGUUGUUGUCGGUGAUCAGGCCUACCCCUGUUGUGUCAGCAAUAUUAAUGAUGGUGUUGGAGUCAUGCCUGGCCAUGCAUUCAUGAGUGAACAGGGAGUACAGAAGGGGACUGAGCACGCACACCUGAGGGGGCCCCGUGUUGAGGAUCAGCGUGGCGGAUGUGUUGUUACCUACCCUUACCACCUGGGGGCGGCCCGUCAGGAAGUCCAGGAUCCAGUUGCAGAGGGAGGUGUUUAGUCCCAGGGUCCAUAGCUUAGUGAUGAGCUUUGAGGGCACUAUGGUGUUGAACACUGAGCUGUGGUCAAUGAAUAGCAUUCUCACAUAGGUGUUCCUUUUGUCCUGGUGUGAAAGGGCAGUGUGGAGUGCAAUAGAGAUUGCAUCAUCUCUGGAUCUGUUGGGGUGAUAUGCAAAUUGGAGUGGGUCUAGGGUUUCUGGGAUAAUGGUGUUGAUGUGAGCCAUGACCAGCCUUUCAAAGCACUUCAUGGCUACAGACGUGAGUUCUACGGGUUGGUAAUCAUUUAGGCAGGUUACCUUAGUGUUCUUGGGCACAGGGACUAUGGUGGUCUGCUUGAAACAUGUUGGGAUUACAGACUCAGACAGGGAGAGGUUGAAAAUGUCAUUGAAGACACUUGCCAGUUGGUUAGCGAAUGCUCGGAGUACACAUCCUGGUAAUCCGUCUGCGGCCUUGUGAAUGUUGACCUGUUUAAAGGUCUUACUCACAUCGGCUACGGAGAGCGGACAGCUGAUGCUCAUGCAUGUUUCAGUGUUUCUUGCCUCGAAGCGAGCAUAGAAGUAAUUUAGCUCGUCUGGUAGUCUUGUGUCACUGGGCAGCUCGCGGCUGUGCUUCCCUUUGUAGUCUGUAAUAGUUUGCAAGCCCUGCCACAUCCGACGAGCGUCGGAGCCGGUGUAGUACGAUUCGAUCUUAGUCCUGUAUUGACGCUUUGCCUGUUUGAUGGUUCGUCUGAGGGCAUUGUGGAAUUUCUUAUAAGCUUCCAUGUUAGAGUCCUGCUCCUUGAAAGCGGCAGCUCUACCCUUUAGCUCAGUGCGGAUGUUGCCUGUAAUCCAUGGCUUCUGGUUGGGGUCUGAGGCACUGCAUCGCAGUGCUAGCUGUGCCACUAGAGAUCCUGGUUCGAAUCCAGGCUCUGUCGUAGCCGGCCGCGACCGGGAGACCCAUGGGGCGGCGCACAAUUGGCCCAGCGUCGUCCAGGGUAGGGGAGGGAAUGGCCGGCAGGGAUGUAGUUCAGUUGGUAGAGCAUGGCGUUUGCAACGCCAGGGUUGUGGGUUCGAUUCCCACGGGGGGCCAGUAUGAAAAAAAUUAUUAUAAUAAUAAUGUAUGCACUCACUAACUGUAAGUCGCUCUGGAUAAGAGCGUCUGCUACAUGACUAAAAUGUAAAAACAUGUAAAUGUAUGUACGUACAGUCACUGUGGGGACCAUGUGGUGUACUCCUCAAUGCCAUCGGAAGAAUCCCGGAACAUAUUCCAGUCUGUGCUAGCAAAACAGUCCUGUAGCUUAGCAUCUGCUUCAUCUGACCACUUUUUUAUUGACCGAGUCACUGGUGCUUCCUGCUUUAGUUUUUGCUUGUAAGCAGGAAUCAGGAGGAUAUAAUUAUGGUCAGAUUUUCCAAAUGGAGGGCGAGGGAGAGCUUUGUAUGCGUCUCUGUGUGUGGAGUAAAGCUGGUCUAGAGUUUUUUUCCCUCUUGUUGCACAUUUAACAUGCUGGUAGAAAUGAGGUAAAAUGGAUUAAAGUUUCUCUGCAUUAAAGUCCCCAGCCACUGGGAGUGCCGCCUCUGGAUGAGUAUUUUCCUGUUUGCUUAUGGCCGUAUACAGUUCAUUGAGUGCGGUCUUAGUGCCAGCAUUGGUUUGUGGUGGUAAAUAGACAGCUACGAAGAAUAUAGAUGAAAACUCUCUUGGUAGAUAGUUCCUUAGAUUUCGUGCACCAGCUGUUGUUUACAAAUAUACAUAGACCGCCACCCCUUGUCUUACCAGAGGCUGCUGUUCUAUCCUGCCGAUACAGUGUAUAACCCGCCAGCUGUAUGUUAUUCAUGUCAUCGUUCAGCCACGACUUGGUGAAACAUAAGAUAUUACAGUUUUUAAUGUCCUGUUGGUAGGAUAUUCGUGCCUGUAGUUUGUCCAUUUUAUUAUCAAGCGAUUGUAAAUUGGCCAAUAGUAUCGAUGGCAAAGGCAGAUUAGCCCGAUCUUCCGCGAUAUCUCCUUUUCUUUCUACUGCGAAUGACGGGGAUGAGGACCGUGUCAGUUGUCAGGAGCAAAUCCCUCUCGUCCGACUCAGAAAAUAAAAAUUAUUCAUCCAGUUCAAGGUGAGUAAUCGCUGUUCUGAUGUCCAGAAGCUCUUUUCGGUCACAAGAGACGGUAGCAGCAACAUUAUGUCCAAAAUAAGUUACCCUCUUCAUCCUGUUCCCCCUCUGCACCUCAUCGGAGGGCAGCCAGAUUUUACUGUGGACCAGAUCCUGGACUGCCAGCGGGUGGGGAAGGGUCUCCAAUUUCUGGUGGACUGGGAGGGUUAUGGGCCGGAGGAGCGGUCCUGGGUGCACAGGAGGGACAUUCUGGACACAGGGCUGAUAACAACAUUCCGGCACCGAGGCUGGGGCCGUUCGUCGGGAGGGGGGGGGCACUGUUACAGGAGGAGGUCGCAGUUCCGGAGUGACCCACUAGGUGUCAUCCUCCGACAACCUUAGGCACCUCCUCACUCACAGUCUGGACUAAUCAGUAUCCUAUUGGUUUCACCUGUGUCUUCCUGUUCACCUGUGUAUUUAUGACCCACUAGGUGUCAUCCUCCGACAACCUUAGGCACCUCCUCACUCACAGUCUGGACUAAUCAGUAUCCUAUUGGUGUCACCUGUGUCUUCCUGUUCACCUGUGUAUUUAUGCCCUCACUUCCCUGUGUUCCCUUUGCUCAGUUUUCUCUGUUAGUUUCCCUAUGUCCAGCAGUACUAAUCAGUGUCUGAUCGGAGACCUAUGUACAGGUACUUGAGACGUGUUCUCCCUGUUUAGUUAUUUUUCGUAUUUUUGCUGUCAGACGGUUUUUGGAGACUUAUUUGCUCUGCCUUUCUUUUAUCGUGAUAAGUCUGUUAUUUUGUAUUCUGGCUUCUGGACCAACAGUAAAGAUCCUUGUUUCACCAUCUCUGCCUACUGCCUACUGUACAUCCUGCACCGCACCUGGGUCACACCUCACACCAACCCUUACAGUAGUCAAUUCAAUUGCAGAAAUUCAGUUACCGUUUUAAUCACUUAAUAAUUAAUAAACAAAAUUGAUAUCAGUAAAAACACUAACUAAUUGAUAGGUCUACCUAUACUUGUUACUUCUGUGAACUUUCAUUAUCCUCCCUUCUAAUGAGGGAGAGAAAUGUGAAAAUAUCUUAAAGAUAUGUGGGGUUUUGGUAACGGAAUUUCAAGGCACAAGGUAAUGUUUCUUAAACUUACAGAACACUGUUCAAGAAAGGCCUUUUUCCCUUUAUUCAGAUUACAACCUCUCACUUUCAGUUAUUUGAAAAGGAAAUAAUCUCCCAAAUGUCACUAUUUCUAAAACAAGCCAUAGAAAGUUGGUUGCAAUUUCAAUUUAAUCCUCCAGAAACGACAGAACAAAUAAUGCAACAAAUAUUGUGGUUAAAUUCAAAUAUACUAAUUGACAAAAAACCUUUAUUUUCUGACAGAAUGUUUAAAAAAGGUAUAAUCUUCGUAAAUGAUAUCAUCGGUAGGACUGGUGGAGUUAUGUCGCACAUGCAGCUAACAAAAACAUAUGGAAAUGUCUGCUCUAUCCAAAAUUACAACCAAAUAAUUGCAGCCUUACCGCAAAAGUGGAAGAGGAAAGUUGAAGGGGGAGAAAGUAAAGAACUUGUCUGUCGGCCUUGCAUUAAAGAACAUAAUUGGUUAAGGAAAACUGUGAUAAAUAAAAAAGUAUAUCAGUUUCACUUAAGGACCAAAGGAUUGACAGCCGUCCCAUAUAGAUUGCAAAAUAGUUGGGAAGAGAUCUUUGACGUACCGAUCCCAUGGCAUAGUGUUUAUGAACUGACACGCAAAACGACACCGGAUUCAAAAAUUAGAAUCUUUCAAUUUAAAUUAUUAUAUAAAAUUCUUGCUACCAAUAGAAUGUUAUUUAUAUGGGGGAUACAAUCUUCCCAGCUCUGCAGAUUUUGCUGUGAAGAGAUAGAAUCAUUAGAUCAUUUGUUUUGGUUCUGUCCAUUUGUAGCUUGUUUUUGGACACAGGUCCAGGAAUGGCUAAAGGAUUGCAAUAUUUACCUGGAACUAACCUUGCAGAUAGCAUUACUGGGUGAUCUGAAAAGUCAUAGUCAAUCAAUCAAUAAUAUAAUAAUACUUUUAGCAAAAAUGUUUAUUUUUAAUUCACAAUCUGUAGAAGCAAUGAGAAUAGAAAGGUUCAGAACUUUUGUAAAACAUCACAGUACGGUUGAAAUAUAUAUGGCAAAUAGAAAUCCUAUAUGGAUGGUGUUAAGAGAUAGAUGGGAGGUAUUGAAUAGAGUUGAAGGAUGGGACUAAUAACAAAUAACAACAAAUAAUAACAAAGAUAGCUAAUAAUGUAAGCAUACUGUGUCCAUAAUAAGUAUAUAGGUUGUAUGUUGGGAGCUUUUGGGAAAGAGCACAGUUAGAAAGAUAUGGCAUUUAGAAGCAAACCGGAUGGACAUCAUGAAAAUGAUCGGAGAGGUUGAGAGUAGAAGAGGUUCAGGAGCAAAAAAAUAAAUAAAUAUAUAUAUAUAGAAUUAUUGUAAAAUUAACUCUGUCCAUAAGGUGUAGAUAGUAAGUAUAGACCGGAAGUAGAGGCCUGGGCGUUGUUGUUCACUAAUUUACUCCAAGUAGGGAAAGGAUGGUGGGGUUGAAAAGUAAUAAAGGGGAAUAUAUAUAUAAAAAAUAAAAAUAAACAUGGGGGAUUGGAAGUGAUGCAGACAAUUACAUUGAUAGAAGAUACAAUCUAUCUGCAAUAUUAAGCUGAUCCAUCCCCCCAAAAAAUAAAAAAUAAAAAAAUAAAAUAAAAAUAACUUACAGAAGGCAGAAAAAUUUCUCCCAAACCAAAUAUAAGUGUUGAUAUUAGUUGGCAGGGGUCUUUACUUCAACAUGAUUGUGUUUUGAUGUAUUUAUAAUACCUUUUAAGACUUUUUCUGGUAGAUGUUUUCUAAGAGCCCUUUUCCAUCUGUUUGACCAUAAUUCAAAGCCUUUGCUUAUUCCAAAUUGUUGAACGGAAAAUUGUUGGAAAAUGUAUAUAUGCCUUAAUAUCUUAAAAAUAUAGACUUAGCUUUCAUUUGACACCCAAUUUGACAUGAUCCUAUAAACUUUUAACAUGUUGGUGUUCAACGUCAACGUCUAUACCACGUUGGUUUAACGUAAUUUCAUUGAAAUUACAACGUUCAUUUAACCUGUGUGUGCUCAGUGGGGACCCUCUGCUUUCCAUGAGUUUUUCCUUGGUGUUGGUAUUUAACACUAUACUAUUCACACCAUUUGUUGGUCACCAGAUCGUUUUUAGUCAUUAUUUACUUAAAUCAUUUAUAAUUUAAUCUCUUGAUACCUCCCAUUAGAAUAUCCCCCUGAGUGCAUGACAGUAAUACUAGGCCUUAUAUUCAUCAGAAGCCCAGUAGAGGGAGCUACAAUAUCCCUAUAACCCAUUACAACUAACACCAUAACUUUCCAGGUAUUAGAAAAUGUGUAAUUUGCUCAGCUGAAAUAUGAGGAUUCAAUUCUUCCUUUCCAGUUUCUUUCUAUAUCUUCCUUCCCUCCACUGUUUCCCAAUAUCCCACUAUACUACUUUCUCUGUUCCUUGCCAACUGUUGCUGUCUGUAUCUCUCCACUAGGACUGCCCCUGUGCAGCAGGUUAUAAAUAAGAAUCCAAGGAGUGCAUCCCAGCAGCAGCAAGACAUUCAGCCGUUGUGUUGUUUAAGCAGCUGCACACUGUCAGUCCAAUCGUUCUAUUAGAGAAGGAGGAGAACAGCUAGGGGGGAGCUGGGGUGGAAAGGAGGAGGAGUGGAGGGGGUGGAGGGGCCGGGGUGAGUCAGGGAGUAGACUUGUCCCUGGCAGCCUCCAGGGAGAGUAUGCUGGGAGAGCCAGACUGUGAGUGUGUGAGGGGAAGAGACCACCAGUAGGCUUGGCAGUCUAUAUGAUCCAUGAAAAGGGUCAUAUUAGAUUUAGUUGCAGGGUACGAGGUGGGUUGGGGUCAAAGUGACGGCUUAUUAUCAACAGACUCUCCAGUUAAAAUGAGAUUGGCUUGUCUAUGGGUGAGUAAUAGUAGAGAGGGCAUCUUUAGAGAUACUUUAGGACAUGUAUGAGUCUAACACAAGGUUCCAUGUGAAUUAGCCUGAAGGACAGGCAGUGAUGACUCAAGGUUACCCUGAGGAGAAUUGUCCUCUAAUGCAACAUGGAGUCUUCAUCCAUCAGUAACCCUUGCUUAGAUAAAGGGACGUUAUAUUAGGCAUUUCAGCUGGAUAUUUUGAGUGAAAUUUGCCUAAUGUCUCCCUUUCCCUCAGUACUGACCACGUCUAAACUUUCUUGUAACUCACUAUCGUUAGAUUCCUACCCAUCAGUUUUGUCAUUUAUUGUCAUCUAGAGUUCUGUUGUGGUCUCUGAGGGUUUUUUCCCGUUGGUUUACUCUUGAUGCCUCAAGUACCAACCGUCUGGAUACAGCAGGCCGUGACAGUCUAGCAAACAUUUCUCAUCAAGUGGCUGAACUCUCUAUGUCGUUCAAGACUAGACUACAGGUCAGGUAAAAAAAAGAAAAGAAAGUUAAUGCACAGCUAUGCGAGAACUUAAAAAAGGGAUGCAGCUGCUUUUAAGGCCAGACCGCUUGAAACUAAUCAAACAGGAGGGUGAUUUACGAUGACAGGGUCACGGUUCAGCCUAGGAUGCCGGGUCAGAGGCUCACACAGCCUGUUAGAUGACUGCUAAAAUAGACCUCUCCCACUGAGUCUAUUUUUCUCACUCAUCAUAUCUGUCAUAGUGAAACAAGUGUUAAUUUUAAAGUACUUUGAGUUUCCUUAUUAGGCCUCUAUUGUAAUUAUUUUGCCACUGAUUGCUUAUUCAAGGCAUUUUGUCUCGUAUGUUAACAGCUUUAUAGAAUGUUAAUGAGGUGUUAGUUGCUUUAGAUAAGUGUUUGGUUCUUACAUGCCAUACGUUCAAUGGAUUUUCAAGUCAAAAAUAGUGAGGAGGUGCGAGGUCAGUUUGUUUCCAUAGGACCAGCAUUAACAACACUGUGACUGUAAACAGUCUAUUCCACAGCCACUGAAGCUACUGUUGCAGAGACCUGCAGACUACUGACAGUGUUAUUUUUGUGGACUGUCUGUGACUGUUGACUCUACUUUUGCGUCACAGUGGAACUGUGGUCACCCGUGGGCUAUCAGGUCAAUGAUUCAAGGUCAACCAAGCCUUGGCCAACUAAUGCAUAAAGCCAGGGACAACUUCCCAGAGAUGUGGCAUGACAUUUUUCGUGUUGCCCAGGGGCCUAGCAGAGGAUGAUGUAGGGAGAGAGUUGAACGAGGACAGAGGACCGUGCAGCAGUGUACGUUUUCCUCCCCACUUCCCCAGGGUUAUGUGUUACAGUCAGAGCAAUGCACUGCCCUCCAGUAUGAGCAACCAAGCAAAGAAGGCCAAGGGAAAGUGACUAACAGGUGCUUAUUACACACGUAUUACAGACAACAGGAAAGCCUUGUAGUUAGGACACAUUGGCUGGUGACCGUCACAAGGUUGCUAGGUGAAAUGCAAACAUAUGGGAGUAUAAAACCUUUCAUCUCAUGCUCAUCCUCACCAUAGAUUAGGAUGCUCCUCUAUGAGGGUCAGUUGACUUCAUUGCCCCUUGGCCAGUCUGUGGGUUGUUUGAUGGGAUAAUGGAGAAUUACUAUAUGCUUCGUCUCAAGUGCCUGCAAGUACUCAGGCAGGAAAUUUAUUUAAUAACGGCUCAUUUCAUUUUUGUGGAAGAAUGGUUUAGCAGGCCCUGGUAAACACUUACAUGUUGUCCACAAGGGAGAAGCUGAAUCCUUUAUUGAGUUGAGACGUUAUCGUAUGAUAAGUCCUGUGGAAUGAACCUGCAAACUGGGAAGCAUGUAGAUAUAUCCAUCUCUUACAUAUAUCGUAACCACAUACACACACAUACUUGUAAGCUGUGUAGAGGAAUGUGCUGGUGGGGUCCUCUCUCCGAUGGACAGGGUCAGUAUGAGCCUUAGCUCUCCCCUCCCAGGUUUGCUUACUCAGCCAUAAUAAACAGAUAUACUUUACACUUCUUUAAGAACAGUUACUCUCAGUGGCUCUGCGUUAUAAGGCUUGUCAUCACACAACCCUGUCUGUUUGAAAAGCUCCACCCAUCAGAUCACAUUUAGGGCAAGGAAAUGACCUGAUAUGUCUCCUUUUCUCUUUUCUCUCCUCUCUUCUCUCUUCUUCUUUUCUCUACUCUCCUCUCCUCUCUUCUCUCUUCUCUUCCCUAGUGUGGUUUCCUGUCUGGGGUUUAGGUACAUAUUGUGACCGACUGUGUAACGGAUUGGCCCGAUAACGUGCCUGGUAGUCUAAACAAGAUCUAUCCACACAACAAACAUUCCAAUUUAAGGCAGGGGAAAAUGGUCCAGUCAAUGCACACUAAGAAGGGGCAAAGGGAGGGAGCGUCUGUCAGACUGUAGUUUUAGAUGGUUAUCUAGUUCAUAUGUUUCUUCAAAGGACUACUAUUUAUCUCUCAACACACUGAAAUUAAGUACAGGAUGUCUGGGCAUAAAUUUGAGAUAUCUGUCUGUGUGUGCUCUGCAAAUGGAGAUAUCUAAUAGCUGGUCCAUGGGAGAGUGUGUUUGCACACAGAUCUUUAUACCGCGAUAGUAGGGUAGCUGUGAGGGCAACAGUGACUGUCCAAGUCCACAUACUGUAGAUGCCAUGUAUCAUUUUGGUCUCAGUUUGGUCUUUGCAAGUGCUCGUCACUAGUAAGGAUCCCCAGUCCGUUGGCAGUGGAUCAAUUACAGCAAAGUUCCUCAGUGGCGUAACUCUUUCACUCUUAAACGUCUCAGAGGCUAUCAGACAUUGUCUUUCACUCUAUCUUAGUGAUGAAAAUAGAAUAGUUUCUAUUGGUGUCUCUCACAGCUGUGAUAGGAAAUCCUGUUCAGAUAUUGUCCAUUAGUUAAUGUGCCAGGUCUGGAGGGAAGCAAAAGUAAUGAGGAUAAUAGCGGACGAUAUUGCCACUCUUAUUUGCCAUGUCUUCAAUUUAGCCUACUAGAAAAUGUGUGCCCUCAGGCUGGAAGGGAAGCAAAAGUUAUUCCCCUACCUAAGAAUAGUAAAGCCCCCUUUACUGGCUCAAAUAGCCGACCAAUCAGCCUGUUACUGUCACGUUCGUUGAAUGACGGGUCAGACCAAGGCGCAGCGUGAUAUACGUACAUGUUUAUUAACUUAUAAACACACGACAAAACAACAACCGAAACGAAACGUGAAGUCCAAGGUAGAACACACAACAUACCUUACACGGAACACAACAAGAUCCCACAACACAGGCAGGAAAACUGGCUGCCUAAGUAUGAUCCCCAAUCAGAGACAACGAGCGACAGCUGCCUAUGAUUGGGAACCACACCCGGCCAAACAUAGAAAUACAAACCUAGAAUUUUCACACCCUGACCAAACUAGCUAGAGUUCUAUAGGCCAGGGCGUGACAGUACCCCCCCCACCCCCCCCCCCCCCCCCCAAAGUUGCGGACUCCGGCCGCACAAACCUGACUGAAUAGGGGAGGGUCCGGGUGGGCUUCCAGCCUCGGUGGCGGCUCCGGCUCCGGAGUGGAGCCGCUGACCGGAGCUGGCUUGGGCACCGGUGGGGCGGACUGCUCUGGCUCCGGAGUGGAGCUGCUGACCGGAGCUGGACUGGGCACCGGUGGAGCAGACCGCUCUGGCUCCGGAGUGGAGCAACCGACCGGAGCUGGAUCAGGCACCGGUGGAGCGGACUGCUCUGGCUCCAGAGUGGAGCCGCUGACCGGAGCUGGAUCAGGCACCGGUGGAGCGGACUGCUCUGGCUCCGGAGUGGAGCCGCUGACCGGUGCCGGACCAGGCACCGGUGGAACGGGCACGGGCCGUGCCGGACUGGCGACGUGCACCACUGGCUUGGUGCGAGGAGUAGGAACAGGCCGGGCCGGACUGGCGACGCGCACCACUGGCUUGGUGCGAGGAGCAGGAACAUGCCGGGCUGGACUGGCGACGCGCACCACUGGCUUGGUGCGAGGAGCAGGAACAGGCCGGGCCGGACUGGGAACACGCACCACUGGCUUGGUGCAAGGAGCAGGAACAGGCCGGGCCGGACUGGGAACACGCAACACUGGCUUGGUGCGGGGAGCAGGUACGGGGCGUACCGGACUGGGAACCGGCGCUGGAGGUCUAUGACUGUCUCCGUCCUUUACACUCCGCGCCCCGUCCUCCUCCUGUGAGGACUCCUCCUUGAGCCCCCACGAGUGCAGUGGUCGGGGCUCCUCUCUGUCGCUCCCCGACCACCCUUUUAGCCCCCCCAAAAAAAAUUCUUGGGGCUGUCUCUCCUUCUCCACCCUGAUCCCUUUCAGGGCCUCCAUCUGCCUUGCCAGAUCCUCUCUUAUCUCCCGCCAAGUCCAUACUCUCUGCUCCUCCUGGGCACGCUGCUUGGUCCAUUGGUGGUGGGUGGGAUCUUCUGUCACGUUUGUUGAAUGACGGGUCAGACCAAGGCGCAGCGUGAUAUACGUACAUGUUUAUUAACUUAUAAACACACGACAAAACAACAACCGAAACGUGAAGUCCAAGGUAGAACACACAACAUACCUUACACGGAAACAACAAGAUCCCACAACACAGGCAGGAAAACUGGCUGCCUAAGUAUGAUCCCCAAUCAGAGACAACGAGCGACAGCUGCCUCUGAUUGGGAACCACACCCGGCCAAACAUAGAAAUACAAACCUAGAAUAUUCACACCCUGACCAAACUAGCUGGAGUUCUAUAGGCCAGGGCGUGACAGUUACCAACCCUUAGUAAACAUUUGGAAAAAAAUGUUUGUUGACCAGAUACAAUGCUAUUUUACAGUAAACAAAUUGACAACAGACUUUCAGCACGCUUAUAGGGAAGGACAUUCAACAAGCACAGCACUUACACAAAUGACUGAUGAUUGGCUGAGAGAAAUUGAUGAUGAAAAGAUUGUGGGGGCAGUUUUUGACAUUAUCGAUCAUAGUCUGCAGCUGGAAAAACGUAUGUGUUUUGGCUUUACACCCCCUGCUAUAUUGUGGAUAAAGAGUUACCUGUCUAACAGAACACAGAGGGUGUUCUUUAAUGGAAGCCUCUCCAACAUAAUCCAGGUAGAAUCAGAAAUUCCCCUGGGCAGCUGUCUAGGCGCCUUACUUUAUUCAAUCUUUACUAACAACAUGCCACUUGCUUUGAGUAAAGCCAGUAUGUCUAUGUAUGCGAAUGACUCAACACUAUACACGUCAGCAAAGAGCUGCAGUUAGUUUCAGAAUGGGUGGCAAGGAAUAAAUUAGUCCUAAAUAUUUCAAAAACUAAAAGCAUUGUAUUUGGGCCAAAUCAUUCACUAAACCCUAAACCUCAACUAAAUCUUGUAAUGAAUAAUGUGGAAAUUGAGCAAGUUGAGGAGACUAAACUGCUUGGAGCAACCCUGGAUUGUAAUCUGUCAUGGUCAAAACAUGUUGAUACAACAGUAGCAAAAAUGGGGAGUAGUCUGUCCAUAAUAAAGCGCUGCUCUGCUUGUCAACAAGGCAGGUCCUACAGGCCCUAAUUCUGUCGCACCUGGACUACUGUUCAGUCGUGUGGUCAGGUGCCACAAAGACGGACUUAGGAAAAUUGCAAUUGGCUCAGAACAGGGCAGCGCGGCUGGCCAUUAAAUGUACACGGAGAGCUAACAUUAAUGAUAUGCAUGUCAGUCUCUCAUGGCUCAAAGUGGAAGAGAGAUUGACUUCAUCACUACUUGUUUUUGUUAUAGGGGUUGACAAGCUGAAUGCACCGAGCAGUCUGUUUAAACUACUAGCACACAGCUCGGACACUCCCACAAGACAUGCCCCUGUAGGUCCCCUGUAGCUCAGUUGGUAGAGCAUGGCGCUUGCAACGCCAGGGUUGUGGGUUCGUUUCCCACGGGGGGCCAGUAUGAAAAUGUAUGCACUCACUAACUGUAAGUCGCUCUGGAUAAGAGCGUCUGCUAAAUUAUAAAAAAUGUAAUGCCACCAGAGGUCUCUUUACAAUCCCUAAGUCCAGAACAGAGUAUGGGAGGUGCACAGUACUACAUAGAGCCAUGACUACAUGGAACUCUAUUCCACGUCAGGUAACUGAUGCAAGCAGUAUAAUCAGAUAAAAAAUACACCUUAUGGAACAGCGGGGGCUGUGAAGAGACACACACACAGGUACAGACACACGCAUACGCACACACACGCUAGCACAAACACUCUACAUACAUGUACACUGUAAUAUUGUUGUAUAGUGGUAUCAUACAUUUUAUGUGGUGGUGUGACAGUGUUAUAUGAUGUACUGUUUUAUCUUUUGUUUUAUGUGUAAUAUAAGUGUCUUAAUGUGUUUGGACCCCAGGAAGAGUAGCUGAUGCCUUGGCAGCAGCUAAUGGGGUUCCCUAAUAAAAUACAAAUACAAAUGUGAGGUCAAGGUAGCUGGUGAGAAUGGAAUUACCAAUAUUGAAGAAACCACAGCUAGUCCUCCUGAAUGAAAUCCUCUGUAUCUAUAUCCACCAUCUUCACAUUCUCUCUGCUCACAGUGCCAUAAUAACAAGGAGAUUUAGUUAAUAAGGAAUGGAAAAGUGGGAAAGGUGCGUGUGUGAGAGAGAGGAGGAGAGAGAGAGAGAGAGAGUAGGGAGGGGGGGGAGAGAGGAGAGACGAGAGAGGGAGAGCGAGAGAGAUAGAGAGAGACGACGAGCGGGAGAGGGAUAGAAGAGAGAGCGAGUGAGGGGAUGGCGGGAGAGAUCCUCUUCUAGGUGGAGAUAGGGAGGGCGGCGAAGAGCGAGACGGAGCGAUUUGAGUGCGCUAGGAUGCGAGGGCGAGAGCGAAGAAGGAGAGCAAGAGCUCGAUGGAGGGUGGGGCGAGAGUUACUCUGCUCUCUCUCUACGCUCUACUCUCUCUCUCUCUCUCUCUUCGCUCUCUCUCUCUCCUCGCUCAUUCUCGCUCUCUCGUUCUCUCUCUGCCUCGCGCUUUAUGCUUGCUCUCGUGCUCGCGGGUUAGAUAAGCUCGAGAGUUCUCUGGCGCGCUCGAGAUAGAGACGAGCAGAGAAGAGGGAGGGAGAGAUGAGACGGAAGUUAAGAGUAACCCCAAAGAAAAGUAAGAAAGAAUCUUGUGGGGAUUUCCUUCUGAGAGGGAAAGCUUCUCCCCUCCCCUCUAACUCCCUCUCUCUCUUUCUCUCUUUCUCUCUCUCUCCCUCGCUCUUACAUACUUUCUCUCAUGAGCUGCAUGUGUCAUGCUGCCCCCUCUCAAACUGUGGGCAGACAAACAUAGCACCAGGAGAGAGAAAGCAGACCGGGAGAGCUAUUAGCAGCAGCAGAAGAACACCCGAGAGCUCCAAGAUUUUUUAAACAAUAUUAUUUUAUUCAAGUUUACCUGUUGCUAAAAGUAUAGUCCUCCUCACUAAGAAAUGAGAGACAACGUGGAUAGAAUGGAGAAUACUGUGGUCAGUUUGUCACCUUGUGAGACCCGCCUGUCUAAGGAUUAUUCUCCUGACUGGACUCUGUACAUCCCUGCUUAACUGGAUAACCAACACACUGUAGGAAACAUGGUACUGUAACUGCUGCUCAACAUGGCUUAAUUUGACUGUAUUUCAUUCCAUUUCAUAUGUGUGUAUUUGUAUUUUCAGUAUUUGCUUUUUUUUAUAUGAUUUUCAUCAUUUUGGAAAUCAUUUAAAAAAUAUAUAUUAUAAAUGUACAUGUUUCAAAUGUCUAAAUUGGCCCCAUAAUCUCUGUCAUUACAAACACACAUGUAGGGCUUCCUGUUUGCACACAUGGCUAGCUACACAGCAAAAUGCUUUGACUCAAGGUGAGGGUUUCAGGUUACUGUGCAUUCACAAUUUCCCAGUGAUUUCACAAAACACCCACUGAAUCUGAGUCCAGCACAUAGAACUGCACAAAGUAUCCCUUUGUGAAAAAAUAACUGAAUGAAUGUUUUGCUGUUUCAAGUGCUACUCAGGCUCUGGAGAGGGGAUGGCUAUAUGUUUAUAUUCUUUAUAGCUCAGGAUGAGAGUACAUUGGAGAGGUAGACUUAGGAACUGAAGUGACCAUCAUACCGGUGUGUUUCCAUUGAAUCACAACCUGAAAACAAUAGUUAUUUAUUUAGCAGUAUAAAUGGAUGUACUGUCUUGCCUGGUUACCUCAGUAAGCUCUUAAACAUUGAGGUCACUCAUGAAACACCAUAAAAUUCAGGCUCGCUGUGUACUUGUUAUCUCUGUGAUCAUGCGAGGGAGGGAAAACUGCCAGUUUGAAUAACACUAUGUUCAGCUGUGACAUAAUUACAGGUAGGAGGAUGAGUAAAGAUGAUGAAACUGAUCCCCCACUUUAAAUGAAAUGUUUUUAAGCUCACUACUACUGCCAUACUACUGGUCUGCCACCAACUUCAAGCCAUUCUGCUGAUCAAGGCAUCAUAAUUAGUAUUUGCACACAAUAAAUGCCACAUUUGCAGAGCUUGUGAAACAACUAAAUAUAACGUCUGCUUCUCAGUGGCUCAGUGAUGGUUGACAGUAGAUCCACACAGAUUAGGCCUGUGUUUAUUUUCUCUCACUGUAAUUUGGCAUGUUCUCAUGGAGGGCGUUAGCACAUUCUGAUCUGAGGUGGUGAACCAAGAUGUUGAGAUAUUCUCUCAGAGUAAUCUACUGGUAUGUAAUUGAAUGCCUGUCUGUAAAUUAUGCUGUGUAAUGCAGGAUAUUUGCCCUGAGCAGUUUGUGGGCCCCUGGCCCAUUUACUUCAGGGAACAUGUAUCAUGACUUUGUUCAGGUGUUAUCAAGGAGAGGUUAUCUUUAAAUUCUGCUCUCUGUUGAAUUACACUGAGUAUACCAAACAUUAGGAACACCUUCCUAAAAUUGAGUUGCACCCCCACCCCCUUUUGCCCUCCGAACAGCCUCAGUCAGGGCAAGGAUUCUACAAGGUGUCGAAAGCGUUCCACAGGGAUGCUGGCCAAUGUUGACGCCAAUGCUUCCCACAGUUGUGUCAAGUUGGCUGGAUGUCCUUUGGGUGGUGGACCAUUCUUGAUACACACAGGAAACUGUUGAGCAGGAAAAACGCAGCAGCGUUGCAGUUCAUGAUACAAACUGGUGCCCCUGGCACCUAAUACCAUGCCCUGUUCAAAGGCACUUAAAUGUUUUGUCUUGCCCAUUCACCCUCCGAAUGUUACACACACACAAUCCAUGUCUCAAUGGUCUCAAGGCUUAAAAAUCCAUCUUUAACCUGUCUCCUCCCCUUCAUCUACACUGAUUGAAGUGGAUUUAACAAGUGACAUCAAUAAGGAAUUAUAGCUUUCACCUGGAUUUACCUGUUAAGUCUAUGUCAUGGAAAGAUCAGGUGUUCUUAAUGUUUUGUAUACUCAGUGUAUAUAGCUUGCUUAUCAGUUUAGUUCCAUGAUUAUGGGCACAAGCACAGUUUUUAAGGAGCCAAUGUCAAAGCAGACAUUUACGGACAUUUACCUGGACAGUUUCAUUAGCGUGUAAAUGUGCAGCAGUCAGUCAGCUACACUCAGGGUAACCAUUUAUAGAACCCAAAAGACCCUAAACCUAGACAGAUCCUGAUUAAGUAUCUGUAGUGAUUCGACAGUGAGACCCUUCUGUUAACUGGCCUGUAAAUUAAAACAAUGUUACAGGGACAUUGAUUUAUUUAGAUCACAGAUAUGAAUCUCAUUUCUGCAACACCACACCAGUACAUUUACAGUUAUUAGUCUAAAUCUGGGCACAAGCCCAAACACCACAGCUGAUUGAGGUUACAAAGGAGGAAACUUGCUGGGUUUCUCUUCACAGUUGGCUGUGUUAGUUUGCAUUAUUUGCCAUCUCUGUAAGACUAAAUGCUCACCACCACCGGGACUGUAUAAUGACCAGGACUGGACUUUUCUUAAUUACUCACAUAUUUUAUUGAAGGAGUUGCCUUCUAAAUACAACUACACUGUUAGAAAAAAGGGUUCCAAAAUGGUUAUUCGGCUGUCCUCAUAGGAGAACCCUUCACACUGGGCACAGAUGUCAAUUCAACGUCUAUUCCAUGUUGGUUCAACAUAAUUUCAUUGAAAUGACGUGGACACAACGUUGAUUCAACCAUUGUGUGCUCAGUGGGUUUUUGGUUCCAGGUAGAACCCUUUUUGGUUCCAGGUACAACUCUUUUGGGUUCCAUGUAGAACCCUCUGUGGAAAAUGUAUGAAAAUGUAUGCAUUCACUAACUGUAAGUCGCUCUGGAUAAGAGCGUCUGCUAAAUGACUAAAAUGUAUAUCUAAAAUGAAAGGGUUUUACAUGGAACCCAAAAGGGUUCUACCUGGAACCAAAAUGGUUCUACCUGGAACCAAAAAGGGUUCUUCAAAGGGUUAUCCUAUGGGGACCGCCAAAUAACAUUUUUUUGGUUCUAGAUAGCACCUUUUCUUCUAAGAGUGUAAUGUGGCUUUAUGUUGAAAUCUCAUCCUUUGGAUGCAUGGUAGCGACUUCUUAGCUUCUCAACUGAACAGACUCAUAGCAUCUUGGUUGGUUACUGACAGGCAGCUCAUAUCAACUAAACAAUACACACUUUUGUCCUAAUCUCCAUUUUGGGGCAUUCCUAAAAAGUCAGUAUGUGUUUGUUGUUUAGUGGUUGCCAUAGCAAGAUAUUAUUAAGGCUAACCAAACAGUCACACAGAACUAACCCACCUAAUAAAAUGUUGAAUAGAAUCAUGUGAAUAAUGUACCAGGAUGUAGGAUACCAAAGAUACACAGGGUUGGAUGCUAUAGCAACCCUCUAUUGGUCCAGCUGCAAAAGGAUGUCCAGUUCACCAUUAAUUUGGGGUAUUUGUGAUCUCUUAGAUUCUUACUGUAAUAGACUAGUUUGGUAAACUGUGCCUGCCUGUCCUGGAGGACCACUGAGAAUGAUGUGUGGUGUCUGUACAGUCAUCCUGGGGGUGGCUCACGGGACAGUGUUAUCUCCUGAUGACCAACAGAAAGCUGCCCCUCAGACAUCACAAAGACAGUCUGGUCUAGGAGAGUCCAGACAUUAUCUCCACCCAAUUUGUUGAACUUUUUUUUUUAAUGACGUAAACACAGGAAAUUGAGCUUUUGCCUAUUUUAAGUUAAAUUGGUGUCAGAAAUUGCUCAGAUGCUCUGCCAAAUAGCAUGAUCCAUGGACGUAUUACAGAGACAUUUUGUAUACAAGAUAAUUCAUACUGAAAUACUUUAGGAUACUUAAAAGGCGUCUUGGCCACCGGCUUAGAAGGAGUUGUUUGGGUUAGCUGUUUAAUGAAGAGAAAUGUUCAACUCUGAAAUAUCAGAAUGUACUCUACCUCCACUGGGAUAUCCUAAUGCAAUAAACUGCAAUCUGAAACAAGCCAUUUAUUUUAGAGACUGAGUGUGGGAUGUGUAUUUAUUUAGUGCCCAGUGUUAGACCUCCUUCAGCAGAAUGUCAGCACUCAGCAGUAGACCGUUAGGCAGGCUUGCUGUUUACACCCUCAGGGUGCUCUCGUUGCUCAGACAUAACAGUAACCAUGAGUCAUGGCAGUGCUUGCUCUGCUAUUGCCACUUUCCCACAUUGCAGACCCUCGGCUGCUCUUUCAUUUCAAACCACCAAUGAAUGACCUGUCAUCCUUUCCUUAGGGCUUGUUUUCAAGCCUUGAUAAGUAACCUGCCCUGCAGUGCUAUUCUAUGUGUGGAGAUCAAGACUCAUUCAACCAUAGUAUGACAUAACACAAGGGCUUUACUCAGAGGCCCGUACAGAUGUUGGAAAAGUGUUUUCAGGUCACAGGCAUGUUCUAAUGGGUCAGCCCCAGACCUGAUUUUCUAUUGACCCAACAUAACAUCAGGCCCUACCCUGCAUCACAUACCAUAGAUUCAUACUAUGAAGAACAAAACACAUCUUUCAUAGAAACUCCCUGGACCAUGAAGCAGGUGUUUCUAUCUCCUUCAGGGGCAGCAGAGUUUGACAAUGAUCCAACAUUCAUAAGAUGAAAAUCCCAAGUGUUUCCCAGCUACAGUAAUCAUCAAUUGUAAAUAAUCAUGAGCCCACCACUGUUGGCUCAUUGACGUGUACCCAAAGGGUGUGGCAGAAUUCUGACUGAUCUGCUCCGGGUACAUUUACUAGAGCUGUGGGGGCUCAGAGGGUGUCAAGUGUUACCACCGGAUACAGGGGACCCCAGUCCAGUGUGAUAUCCCACCUCCUCUACACUUGGCUCUGGAACGGUCUGAGGCUCUGAGCUGUGGCCCAGUCAUGCGAGAGGUGUAAUGACCGUUGUCUUUGGAAAGAUCAAGAGGGAGUGUCGUUUUGUAUGCAGAACUGGUCCUUAGCCUUUCCAUAGAUUUGGGAGGGGGUUUUAGAGGAGGUCUAGUCUCUUGUGUCAGACUUAGGGUUGCAAAGCUAAUGGUACUUUACCAAAGUUACUGGAAAAUCUUCAGUAAUUUGGGUAGUUAACAGAAAAUAUAUGGCAAUCUAUCAUAACUUUGGUAGUUUACACUAAUAUAUAAGGUAGUAUACAUUUUUUAAACAUGUGUCCAUAUUGUUCAUGAGUUUCUAGUAGAUAGACCUUAUGGUUCAAGAGUAAAUAGCAUAAUUCAUGAAAAAAGCAUCUAAUCAACAAUGACAAUUUUUUCAAUUAACUCUGCAUCUCUUCCAACUAUUGCAUUUUUUCACAACUGUCACCAGUUUGAUGUCAAAACAUUUACAACAAAUACAUACUGACAUAGUAAAAUAAAUAAAAGUGUGUAGAAAAAAUAUAUAAUGAGUAUUUCAUGCUAAACCCCUCAUAUUAAACACCAAUGGUAUUCACUAAGUUGAUAUUUAGGAUAAUGUUUUACAGCUUUGUCAAUUUAUUUUUUUAAAUCAUCGUAUUUAGUUAUUUCAUAUAUUUUACAUGUGAUGAAGCCACACAGAGAGCCAGAGAUAAUUACAGACACCUGUUAUAAUCUGAAGUACCCAAAAGAGCCACUAGAUGUUUUGUGAUAGAUAACAUGAAAUCCUUGAAAGAUAUCAAAAUGUGGGUAGUUUACUGGUCAACUUUGAAGGUUUCCAGUAAUAUAACCUCCCUUCGCAACCCUAGUCACUGUUACAUAAAAGUAUACAAAUCGAGCAGUCAGAGUGCAGAUUGGGUUACUGGGUGCAGAGAUUGGUGAAAGGUUUUUCUCCUGACCACCAUAGACUAACAGAUGGAGUUCUAAUUAAGAGCUGGACAGGAAGUAGUCUAGUUAGCCAGAUGAGGUCUGAGGGGAUCGGUCUGGUCACAUCCUGAUACGCCCAGACUCUCCCUCCACCUCCACACCACAGCUGGGAUACAUUGACUUCUGUGGAGUGAUCAGUGGAAUGAUCACAGUGGUAUUUCUCUAAUCAAAACAAACUCUUCAAGCACUGUGAGAAACUGAACAGAGAUGCAAGUAGGCAACAUAUUUUCCCAUUGAGGAAACAGACGUAGCCUAUUGUUGAUAAAAAUCAACCCAUCAUUAAAUGUUGCAUAUUUAUUGAAAUGCCUACUCUUUGUUGAAAUAUAAUUGAAGCAAGAGGGUGGUGUCUAGUAACAUUUGCCAGUCAUUAUAUCCCUGCAAUUAUAUUGAAAUCAGUCUAUGUAACUUGGUAAGGCAUUGUAACCACAUUGUACCAGAGACCAUAGAACAAUGUUUUCUCCUACAGAGGCUCUCAAUUGAGAUGAGAAACACGCACAUGUACAUUUACCUCCCACAGCCGACGCAUGGCCUUCACAAAGCUAAAUUAAGCAGGGCCUAAAAGUGGGUGAUGGGCCACCACGGAGGAGGUCAGAGAGAAUGUGAAACCAUAAACCAGGCCUCUUCUCUAGCAGAGACCCCCAGUCUGUUUAUGGAUAAUUGGUUUCUGCCUAUAUGAUGCUUAUGCUGCUCAAAUGUCUCACAUGAUAUUGUAGCCACCCUGACAUCCACAGCAACUUUGCCCUCGUGUUGUAAACAUCUGUCUCUGCUGAAUGGUUAUUGGAUUGUUCUGUAUGAAGGAAGAAGAAAAAAGGUGAGGUCUGAGAUCUUAUUGGAAAAAUACUGAAGGAUGCCAGGAUCAAAGGAUAGCAGACAAUGGCGACUGUGUGUUUUAUGACCUUAUAGGCGUCACUAAAGCGUUUGUGAAGGGAUGCAGUGCUGCUUUUAGAUUUUCAAAUCAGCGAUAUAUGAUACCGUAGCCAUCAGAAAGUAUUCACACCCCUUGACAUAUUCCACAUUUUGUUGUGUUACAGCUUGAAUUUAAAAUGGAUUAAAUUGAGAUUUUUUUUGUCACUGGCAAUACCCCAUAAUGUCAAAGUGGAAUUAUGUUUUUACACAUUUUUACCAAAAAAAAGAAAAAAAAGAACUGAAAUGUCUUGAGUCAAUAAGUGUUCAAACCCUUUGUUAUGGCAAGCCUAAAUAAGUUCAGGAGUAAAAAUGUGCUUGACAAGUCACAUAAUAAAUUGCAUGGAUUCCCUCUGUGUGCAAUAAUAGUGUUUAACAUGAUUUUUGAAUUACUACCUCAUCUCUGUAUCCCACACAUACAAUUAUCUGUAAGGUCCCUCAGCCGAGUAGUGAAUUCCAAACACAGAUUCAACCACAAAGACCAGGGAGGUUUCCCAAUGCCUCUCAAAAGAGGGCACCUAUUAGUAGAUGGGUAAAAAAAUAAAAAACAGACAUUGAAUAUCCCUUUGAGCAUUGUGAAAUUAUUAAUUACACUUUGGAUGAUGUAUCAAUACAUCCAGUCACUACAAAGAUACAGGCGUCCUUCCUAACUCAGUUGCCAGAGAGGAAGGAAACCGCUCAGGGAUUUCACCAUGAGACCAAUGGUGACUUUAAAACAGUUACAGGGUUUAAUGGCUGUGAUAGGAGAAAACAACAUUGUAGUUACUCCACAAAACUAACCUAAUUGACAUAGUGAAAAUAAGGAAGCCUGUACAGAAUUUCAAUAUUCCAAAACAUGCAUCCUGUUUGCAACAAGGCACUGAAGUAAUACUGAAAAAAAUGUGGCAAAGCAAUUCACUUCUUGUCCAGAAUAUAAAGUGUUAUGUUUGGGGCAAAUCCAAUACAACACAUUACUGUGGACCACUCUCCAUAUUUUCAAGCAUAGUGGUGACUGCAUCAUGUUAUGGGUAAGCUUGUAAUCAUUAAGGACUGGGGAGUUUUCAGGAUAAAAAAGAAACGGAAUAGAGCUAAGCACAGGCAGAAUCCUAGAGGAAAACCUGGUUCAGUCUGCUUUCCACCAGACACUGGGAGAUUCAUUCACCUUUCAGCAUGACAAUAACCUAAAACACAAUGCCAAAUUGACACUGGAGUUGUUUACCAAGAAGACAGUGAAUGUUCCUGAGUGGCUGAGUUACAGUUUUGACUGAAAUCUACAUGGAAAUCUAUGGCAAGACCUGAAAAUGGUUAUCUAGCAAUGAUCUACAACCAAUUUGACAGAGCUUGAAGAAUUUUGAAAAUAAUAAUGGGCAAAUAUUUCACAAUCCAGGUGUGGAAAGCUCUUACAGACUUACCCAGAAAGACUCGCAGUUGUAAUCGCUGCCAAAGGUGUGUCUACAAAGUAUUGACUCAGGGGUGUGAAUACUUAUGUAAAUGAGAUAUAUCUGUAUUUCAAAAACAUUGCAAGAAUUUACGAAAACAUGUUUUCACUUUGUCAUUAUGGUGUAUUGUGUGUAAAUGGGUGAGAGAUAAAAAUCUAUUUAAUCCAUUUUGAAUUCAGUCUGUAACACAACAAAAUGUGGAAUAAGUCAAGGGCUAUGAAUACUUUCUGAAGGUACUGUAUGUGGGGAAAAAACUCCUGCCUGUAUCUAAUCUUUAUCUCUAGCUUUUCUUGGUCAUUUUCUUUGUUGUUGUUGAAUAUUUUAACUUUUGUUUGUGCUAACCUCAGGCCUGUCUCUUAUGUUAAUAGAACACUGAGUCUCUGGACAGGUCCAUCCAGAACACUCUCUCAGCCCUCUUUCCCCCCUUCGAGGCCACAGCCCCCACCGUCCUGAGCCAGCUCUUCCAGGUAAUAGAGGAACGUUACCGUGGAGACGCCCUCCAGUGUCUGCUGGACUUCCUCAUCCCAGCCAAACACAUCCUUGAGAGUGUUCAGCAGGCUGCCUGUGUGAGUCAACAGCAUCAGAGCUAUACUCAUCAACACAGAUGCACAGCUAAACAAAAAAAAGACAUAACAGUUCACCAUACACACCUACAGGCUCAAAUAAAGACCACCUAUACAAAACAAAGUUAGCUCAAUUACAAAGCUUGCAACUGCCUUCAACUCCUCUCUGUCUUGUACUGCUAAGUGUAAAGACAAAUUAAAUGGUAAAGAAAUGUCUGUCCUUUUCUCCCGUCAGGCCCAGUACUCUGAUGUGGUGUUCCGCUGUGAGGGCUGGCCUCUGUGUCUGCAUGAGAAGGUGGUGAUCCAGCUGGCCCCGAUCAACCCCCUAUUGCUGUGCCCAGGGGAUUUCUACUUGCAGGUGGCUCCCUUCUCUGAGCAGGCCGCCCGCAUCGUGGUCUGGAGCCUGCUGGAGGAGGGACAGGGUCAGGAGGUGGAGGUGGAGGAGACACCCAUCCCUGAGACCUCCUACCCCUGCAUCUUCACUGAGGACUGGCUAGGGGACCUCAACCAAGGACGCCAUGGUACUCCACUUAGCCACUGUAUCCUCUCCACAGACCAGGGCAUGGUGAAGGUGCCAUGGGCGCAGGUGACUCUUCCUGAGUUUGUGGAUAAACCCAGAACUAUGGCCUCAUCAUCUCUUCCCCUGGCUGCUGUUCAACAGGAGGUAGUGCCAGGGCCCGGGCCCUCAUUGGUGCUGCCUCACCCUGCCCCUGCGUACUCUGUGGAGACUAGGAUCUCUCCUGCUAAACAUGGCAUUGCUGUGUCGCUGCGUCUGGUGGACAGUAACUGCUCCAGGCUGGUUAAGGUGGAUCAGGAUGGGCCUGUGGCUAAGCCCAUAGGCUGGGUGUCUCCCAACACAUGGGACAGCCGCAGCAACAACACCUCUGAGGUUGAGGGGGAAUACGUAGACUUGGUGGAUUUCACUAAAGAGAAAGAAGCAUUGCUCCUUAGUGGGGCUCACAGUCACAAACACCCCAGAGCGCUCAUGUUUAGGCCUGUUCCACUUAACAGGCCUGGUGUUCCUCUGGCUCCAGCCCUGCCCCCGUCCUUGGCCCCAGCCCUGGCCCCCAACUGGCCCAUCAGGGAACCCUCACACUGCGGCCGGACCAUCCAGUCCUCCGAGGAGUCCCCCUGCACCCCUUGCAUGAGGAGGAGAAUGGGCCAGGUGUCCAAAGCACAGGAGCUCAGGUGCCGGUACAGGGAGUCUUACCAUUCAGCACUGCAGAAUCCUGUUACCUUUGAGAGAGACAAUAGACUGAAUACACUGGCAGUUCUGGAGGAGGCUAGUCCAUGUGAGGGGAGGCUGGAACCAGAGGGUAAAGAACUAUGUCCUGGUGUCUCCCAGCAGUGCUGCCAUCCAGACCCAGGACAUCAUGACCAGACUCCCCCUGGAGAAAGCAACACUAUAUCCAGUGGAAUUCUACAAGGCCUGAGUGACACUAUAGAGAACGAUGGGAGAUGUCCCUCUUCUCUGUCGACCACUGUUGUGGACACAUCAGAGAAUUGUGAAGUAGUGAUACAAGGAAGAAAAAUUAGGAGGGAUAUUGUCUCAUCUACAGAGAUGAUUCCUAGCUUACAUGUAGUGAAAUGUAAAAACGCCACAGCUUUUGGACUGGUUUCCCCAAAGAUGAACAGGCAGAGACUGCCCAAAGGUAAGAGAUCUACAGCAUGAAAUAUGUUUGUUAUUCUGUAAUAUUUCAAAUCAAAUCAAAUUGUAUUUGUCACAUGUGCCGAAUACAACAAGUGUAGACCUUACAGUGAAAUGCUUACUUACAAGCCCUUAACCAACAAUGCAGUUUUAAGAAAAAUAAGCAUUAAGUAAAACAUAGAUGAGUAAAAAAAUAAAAUUAAAAAUAAUUAAAGAGCAGCAGUAAAAGUAGCGAGGCUAUAUACAGGGGGUACAGGUACAGAGUCAAUGUGCGGGGGCACAGGUUAGUCGAGGUAAUUGAGGUAAUAUGUACAGUACCGGUCAAAAGUUUCCAGGGUUUUUCUUUAUUUUUACUAUUUUCUACAUUGUAGAAUAACCGUGAAGACAUCAAAACUAUGAAAUAACACAUAUGGAAUCAUGUAGUAACCAAAAAAGUGUUAAACAAAUCAAAAUAUAUUUUUGAUUUUUGAUUCUUCAAAGUAGCCACCCUUUGCCUUGAUGACAGCUUUGCACACUCUUGGCAUUCUCUCAACCAGCUUGACCUGGAAUGCUUUUCCAACAGCCUUGAAGGAGUUCCCACAUAUGCUGAGCACUUGUUGGUUGCUUAUCCUUCACUCUGCGGUCCAACUCAUCCCAAACCAUCUCAAUUGGGUUGAGGUUGGGGGAUUGUGGAGGCCAGGUCAUCUGAUGCAGCACUCCAUCACUCUCCUUCUUGAUCAAAUAGCCCUUACACAGCCUGGAGGUGUGUUUUGGGUCAUUGUCCUGUUGAAAAACAAAUGACAGUCCCACUAAGCGCAAACCAGAUGGGAUGGCGUAUCACUGCAGAAUGCUGUGGUAGCCAUGCUGGUUAAGUGUGCCUUGAAUUCUAAAUAAAUCACAGACAAUGUCACCAGCAAAGCAUCCCCACACCAUCACACCUCCUCCUCCAUGCUGCACGGUGGGAACCCCACAUGCGGAGAUCAUCCGUUCACCUACUCUGCGUCUCACAAAGACACACCGGUUGGAACCAAUAAUCUCAAAUUUGGACUCAUCAGACCAAAGGAAAGAUUUAUGUCCAUUGCUCGUGUUUCUUGGCCCAAGCAAGUCUCUUCUUAUUAUGUGUGUCCUUUAGUAGAGGUUUCUUUGCAGCAAUUUGACCAUGAAGGCCUGAUUCACGCAGUCUCCUCUGAACAGUUGAUGUUGAGAUGUAUCUGUUACUUGAACUCUGUGAUGCAUUUAUUUGGGCUGCAAUUUCUGAGGCUGGUAACUCUAAUGAUCUUAUCCUCUGGAGCAGAGGUAACUCUGGGUCUUCCUUUCCUGUGGCGGUCCUCAUGAGAGCCAGUUUCAUCAUAGCGCUUGAUGGUUUUUGCAACUGCACUUGAAGAAACUUUCAAAGUUCUUGAAAUGUUCUGGAUUGACUGACCUUCAUGUCUUAAAGUAAUGAUGCACUGUCGUUUCUCUUUGCUUAUUUGAGCUGCUCUUGCCAUAAUAUGGACUUGGUCUUUUACCAAAUAGGGCUAUCUUCUGUAUACCACUCCUACCUUGUCACAACACAACUGAUUGGCUAAAACGCAUUAAGAAGGAAAUAAAUUCCACAAAAUAACUUUUAAGAAGGCACACCUGUUCAUUGAAAUGUAUUCCAGGUGACUACCUCAUAAAGCUGGUUGAGAGAAUGCCAAGAGUGUGCAAAGCUGUCAUCAAGGCAAAGGGUGGCUAUUUGAAGAAUCUCAAAUAAAAAUAUAUUUUGAUUUGUUUAGCACUUUUUGGGUUAUUACAUGAUUCCAUAUGUGUUAUUUCAUAGUUUUGAUGUCUUCACUAUUAUUAUACAAUGUAAAAAAUAGUAAAAAUAAAGAAAAAGCCUUAAAUGAGUAGGUGUGUCCAAACUUUUGACUGGUAGUGUACAUGUAGGUAGAGUUAAAGUGACUAUGCAUAGAUAAUAAACAGAGUAGCAGCAGCGUAAAAGAGGGGGGGGGGGGGGGGGGGGGGGGGAAUGCAAAUAGUCCGGGUAGCCAUUUGAUUAGCUGUUCAGGAGUCUUAUGGCUUCUGGGUAGAAGCUGUUAAGAAGCCUUUUGGACCUAGACAUGGCGCUCCGGUAACGCUUGCUGUGCGGUUGCAGAGAGAACAGUCUAUGACUAGGGUGGCUGGAGUCUUUGACAAUUUUUUGGGCUUUCCUCUGACAUCGAGUUCCUGGAUGGCAGGAAGCUUGGCCCCAGUGAUGUACUGGGCCGUACGCACUACCCUCUGUUGCCAUACCAGGCAGUGAUGCAACCAGUCAGGAUGCUCUCGAUAGUGCAGCUGUAGAACUUUUUGAGGAUCUGAUGAGCAAUGCCAAAUCUUUUCAGUCUCCUGAGGGGGAAUAGGCUUUGUCGUGCCCUCUUCACAACUGUCUUGUUGUGUUUGGACCAUGAUAGUUUGUUGGUGAUGUGGACACCAAGGAACUUGAAGAUCUCAACCUGCUCCUCUACAGCCCCGUCGAUGAGAAUGGGGGUGUGCUCGGUCCUCUUCUUUUUCCUGUAGUCCAAAAUCAUCUCCUUUGUCUUGAUCACAUUGAGGGAGAGGUUGUUAUCCUGGCACCACAGGUCUCUGACCUCCUCCCUAUUGGCUGGCUCAUCGUUGUCGGUGAUCAGGCCUACCACUGUUGUGUCGUCGGGCAAACUUAAUGAUGGUGUUGGAGUCGUGCCUUGCCAUACAGUCAUGGGUGAAGAGGGAGUACAGGAGGGGACUGAGCACGCACCGCUGAGGGGCCCCCGUGUUGAGGAUCAGCAUGGCAGAUGUGUUGUUACCUACCCUUACCACCUGGGGGCGGCCCGUCAGGAAGUCCAGGAUCCAGUUGCAGAAGGAGGUGUUUAGUCCCAGCGUCCUUUUUUAAACACAAUUAUUUAUUACAUCCCUCUGUAUCAUCCUUCCUCCCUAAAGAUGUCUCCCAGGCUGGCCAACCCUCCAUGCCUGUUAGAAACGGACACCAGACCCCUCCACCGGCCCCACCCCCUGAGACAACUCAACAGCCCCCGGGUCACUAUGCUGUGUCCAGGUCUAAUGUCCAGGCACCAGAGUCAGCAGAACCCAGCACUCACCCCCUCCAGAUGGGAAUAGCAUGUCUUACUGGUAUGGAAACCCCCCUUACAUGUUUUGCCUUAGAGACAGAGGUGGAUGACAUCUCUGUCCAGGGAAAUAUCCUCACGUUCCCCUCUCCCAUACUCAGGUGGCAGAGACAGGACGGGUCGGUUGGUGGUUGAGGUUUACGGUGACCAGGAAGGCUGGAGAUCUCCUUCAGUGUCUAGUCUGGAACUCUGCAAACUCCUGCUCUACCUCCACUCUGUAAUCAGGUAUAUAUGAGACCCCCUGGUCUCUCUCUGUAGCCUGAACCACUGCAUUGUAUUAUUAAUUCAUUGUUUUCAUCUUCAUAAUUUCUAGGAGAGAACUAAGAGAACUUGGAAUGACACUAGUUAUUGAUGCUCGGCAGAAUCCACCUCCAUCACAGUUCAAUAAGGCCUUGUUGAUGCUUCAGGUAAGAAAGACUUGUCAUCUUCCUCGUCAUAUUGGUAUCAGCACUACACAAAAUCACCACAAGAGGAUAGCAACUAGCUAAAAAUGACACUGAACUCAACUAAACUUAUUUAUUAUUUUCUUCACUCCCCUGAUUUGUGCUCAGCUUUACCUGCAGGUAUAGGCUAAUGCAUUUACUCAUACCUAUUUAUUGCUGUGAGGUCUCAUAUUUUGAAUAUGUUAUAGGAGCAGAUUCCCCAUGCAGUACACAGUGUCCUUAUUCUGGUGGAGAAAGAGAGCUGCCAUCGUCCAGAGAAAUGUCCUGGACAACGGGUCAGAUCUGAACCAAGGGUUUCCUCUAAUGAUUUCCAUCAGGCUUAUAAUUUCAUAAACAGUUACUGCAUUUAUUCUGGGAGAAUUGCUGUCUGAUGUAACUGACUGUGCCAUUCGCUGUCUAUAAAUAGAUUGAUGUAGUGACAUCACUGAAGGCGUUGCACAAGAUGGUGGAGGGGAGCCAGUUGACCUACGGCCUAGAGGGCACCCUGCCCUACAGCCACCAGGACUGGUUGCAGCUCCAUCAGGUAGACCCCUAGAGGGCACCCUGCCCUACAGCCACUAGGACUGACUGCAGCUCCAUCAGGUAGACCCCUAGAGGGCACCCUGCCCUACAGCCACCAGGACUGGUUGCAGCUCCACCAGGUAGACCCCUAGAGGGCACCCUGCCCUACAGCCACCAGGACUGGUUGCAGCUCCAUCAGGUAGACCCCUAGAGGGCACCCUGCCCUACAGCCACUAGGACUGACUGCAGCUCCAUCAGGUAGACCCCUAGAGGGCACCCUGCCCUACAGCCACUAGGACUGACUGCAGCUCCAUCAUGUGGGACAGUUAGAGCAAUAGACAGACACUGGAGAACUGUUGUUUGUUGUUGUGCUUUGAUGUCUGAUGAACAGUACAUUUGUCUUUCAGAAACUUCAUCCCUUCAUGUCAGAUCUACAGGAGGCUUCAGGUUUGCUACUGAGGGCCAUCAGGAAACUAGAGGGAGGUCGUAAGAUUGACAAAGUGCAGGUAAUGAAUUUAACCUUGACCGUGACGACACUGUAUUACUGAAAACAUGUUGGAUUGGACUGAGGUUCUUAUUAUCCUGAAACCCUUCUCUCCAUGUGUGGCAGGAUGUACAGAGGUGUAUUCUAGAACAGAGAACACUGAUGAAGGAUGUUCUGGAGGACAACCGGUUGGUCGCUCUGCAAAGGGAGGGCGGAGCCAUGCUGGCAAGGCUGAGGAGGGAGAGUGACCUCAGAUACUCUCACUAUGAGGAUUACAGGUAUACUGACUGUCACUGUUUAGUAUGGCUGGGCCAAUUGAGAGGCUCCUUCACAAAAUGAUUAUCAAUGUAUUAUUCCCUUGACCUCUGACCUCUCUGUGCAGUGAUGCUGUAGACUCUGUGACCUGUAUGUACAACCAUGUAGAGGAGCAGGCCCAUGUGCUGGUGCAAAGAUCCAACAUGUCCCUGGAGCACCUUGAAUACCUGCUCCAACUCAGAGAAAUGGAGGGCCACUUCUCUAAGGUACAUUCAGAGGCUCCUCAUAUGCAUACUGUAUACCCAUUAUGUAAGGUUCAUCCAGGGGCUGUUCUUGUAAGAACGAUGGCAUGAUAAUAACUAAUUGACUAUAUGACUAAGUCAUGUUUUGGAGUAUAAAAUAAUGAUGCUCCUCCUCCUCAUGUAGAUCAGGGAAUGGUUUGAUGCCGAAGGGGAACGGCUGUUGCUGGAGGCAGAAUCGGUGGAGGACUCCAGAGAAAGAGUUGCGCAUACUCUCCAGAGUUUCAGUGUAUUCCUCUCUGAAGCCAAUGUAAGUCUGACUUUCUCCAUUCACUCUCUCUCCACCACACCAGGCAAAGUGGUGACACUGUUUCCUACUUGUUUCAUUGGAAUCCACUUAUUUAAUUUGUCUGUUACUAUCUUUUAGGAGCAGAAGCACCAGGUUAUGGCCCUGUUGACAGAGGCAGAGAAGAUCCAGGGCCCAUCUCCAUACCCUGAGACUGAGGUGUUCAGGACCAUGGUGUGCACUUUCAAGUUUGGUCUGGCUGACUUCCUCUCACGGGCGGAUAGGUGCCGCAGUGAGCUGGAGACUAUGGUCUCUGUGUGCAACUUCUGUGAACAGGUUGGUGGGAUGAGUUGUUCCACAAUUGCUGUUUACGUCUUUUUAUACAGCAUAUAUUGAUGUUGACAUGUUGUAGGGAUAUAGGAAAAAGUAAUGAAACUUUAAUGACUAUCACCUCUCAGUGCCUCUUUCGGGGUUUUUGAAUAGGUAUUCUGCCUCUUUCUUCUAGGCUACUGAGCUGGCCAAAGACUGCAGACAAUACCUGGACCAGGAGCAGGUUGGCAGACACCCAGAGACGGAUGAUGUCUCUACACUCCAGAUGUACCAGGAGAGCUUUGUCCAGUUCUCCCCAGAGCGCUUCCAGGAGGUGAAGGCCCAGGCGUGUGCUCUGAGGGGCUCCAGGGGCAUGCGGGUGUGGAACGUAGCCUGGCUCAAGUGUCAGGAGGUCAGACAGCAACUGGAGGAGAGACUGCAGGAUGUGGAGAGGGCCUUGAGGAACACAGGCCCCUGGCAAGAACAACAUAGACCUGGUGAGGAUCAGGCCACGGCUCAGACAGUGACUCAUCAUGAUAGAGCUCUGUUACUGCCCAGACCUGGUCCACCACACUGGUACAAUCCCCCAACAGGCUCUAUGGUGGGAAGGUAUCAUGGGACCUUGGAGAGCAGGAACAACUCUGUGACCUGCUGUAAUAUCAACUUCAAGUAUGAGAAUAACAGACCUUGUAAAGGGUCAAAGGCCACCACCGUGCAGGCCUCUCCCAACAUCAAAUCCAUUAGGAGAGCGGAGAGGGAGCCCAGCAGGAGAGAGGCCUGUCGAGGAAGGAGCGGAGAGGCCGCCACCCUUGCAGACUCACAGACGGUGGGCUGUGAGUGGUUCCCGUGGCAACGUGGGGACCUGGGCCGGUCCAUGAGCGAGGACUCGUGUGCGAGCGCCAUGUCCAGUCAGUCUGAGGCUCGGGUCCAGACACCAUCCUGCUCCCACGGGCAACCCUCCUGCCGGAUCCUGCAGGCCGCUCAAAAGUUCCAGAUCUCACGGCAUGGCAGCUUCUGCUCAGCGGAGUCCUGUAGUGGCCGAGAGGGGAAUACUAGCUCAUCAGUGAGGAGGUGUAAGGGAACAACAUCUCUAGGAAGUCCAGAGGAGAACGCUGGCAGUGUACUGUAAGUUACUAAUCGAGGAAGACCUUCACCUUAGAACGACUCAAUGUAUUUUUAUCCUUCUGUGCUUCAUCUAUUUUUUUCCUGUCUCUAAGCUUGCACUGAAGUGACACAGGUACAUUACAUACUUAUUUGGACUAAACAUGAGAGCUUGUGUUUGGCUGUGUUGUUGGUGUAACUUUAUAUCUCUGUAGGAAGCUGCAGAGGAUCAUGGAGGAGCUGCUGUUAACAGAGAGGGAGUAUGUGCGCUCCCUGGGCUACAUCCUGACGCACUACCUCCCACUGCUGGAGAGGACUGACGUGCCUCAGGACCUGCGGGGCAAACGUGGAGUGAUAUUUGGAAACCUGGAGAAACUGUAUGACUUCCACAGCCAUUUCUUCCUCAGGGAGCUGGAGGCCUGUCAGACAGAACCCUUAGGAGUGGCUCGCUGCUUCCUAAGACACGUGAGUUACAGUUUGCCUGCUCAUGUCUCUUAAUUCAAAAUUUAAGCUUGAGCUCUAUAACUCUGUUGAUUUGUUGAAUUUGCUACUGAAUUUGAUACCUUGAAUAUUCCUGUUGUGCUGUAAACUCUCCCCUCUAUAUGCAGAGAGACAGUUUAGGCCUUUAUGCUCUCUACAGCAAGAACAAGCCUCAGUCAGACGCCUUAAUCCUUCACCAUCGCCAUGACAUCUUCAAGGUGAGGCACUCCCAUCAAUACUCAGUGUCAAAGAUCAAUGGUCAAUUCCUAUCAAUGCUCUCGCCAUCCCUCCUGUGAUCAAUUAUCUGUGCCGUCUCCUCCCACCCCAGAGGAAGCAGCAGGAGCUGGGGGACCACAUGGACCUGUCCUCCUACCUGCUGAGGCCCAUCCAGAGGAUCAGUAAGUACAGCCUGCUUCUGCAGGACAUGCUGGGGGUGUGUGGGCCUCAGAGAGACAGGGACAGGGAAGAGCUCCAGGCUGCAGUCGAUGUGGUCCGCUUCCAGAUGCGACAUAGCAAUGACCUCCUCACCAUGGACGCCAUCCAGGACUGUGAUGUAAGUUUACCAUCCAUCUCCAAAAUAAUGUGUAACUUAUGAACAGCUGUCUAAAUGGGGGGUUAAUGGGGGUGUAUAAGGAAAUGAUCACCUAUUAUUGUAUAAACAGUAUCAAGGAUUUUCAGGAAUAAACAUGGUUGUCUUUUUCUCUACUCCUCCCCCUCCAGGUGAAUCUGAAGGAGCAGGGCCAGCUGAUUCGCCAGGAUGAGUUCAUCGUGUUCUUCAGAAAGAAGAAGUGCUUCCGUCGUAUCUUCCUCUUCCAGGAUCUCAUUCUCUUCAGCAAGACCAAGAAGACAGAUGUGGGCAAUGAUGUGUACAUCUACAAACAAUCUUUCAAAGUGUGUAUACAACAUUCUUUUUUUUUUUGUGAACAACCGUAAAACACCCCAUUUUCAGAAUACAUUUGUAGUAUUGUUUUCAUUGCAAUCUUACAGGCCUUUAUAUUUGCUAAACAAAGACCAAAUCAUCCAGCCCUUAUGUUGAAAUUGGUAACAGAAAGCAGUGUUUAUUUAGUCUUUCUUUCUUUAGCCUUUCUUUCACUUCUGUUUCUGUCUAGACGUCUGAUAUCGGGAUGACACAUAACUCUGGAGAGAGUGGUCUGUGUUUUGAGAUCUGGGUCCGGAGGAGGAAGUCCCAGGACACGUACACUCUGAAGGCUGACAGGGCAGAGGUGAAGAGGUCCUGGACCAGAGACCUGGAGCAGAUUCUCUGGGAACAAGCUGCCUACAGCAGAGGUUAAGCCUCCAUUCUGUAUAUAUCCUGUCAAUCACUAUUCAUGGUCUUUUAUCAACUGUCUACUUCAAAUGUGAUUUUUAAGUCAUAGACGAUAUUUGUUUGUUCCUCUAGCCGACCUCUGUGUCUGUAAUUAUUGAUAGAUUUUCUUUAGGGGGUGCAAUUGUUAACAAAUACAUCAUAUUGAUGUUUUGGUAAAGUGUGUUAAAGGGUGUUUGGUGUGUUGUAGAGCUGCGGAUGCAGGAGAGGGUGUUCAAUGGGAUGGGGAGGAAACCUUUCAUGGACAUCCAGCCUAGCGAGGCAGCAAUCUGUGAGAGGACCGUCAACUGUGUCCUGCUAGGAAGAGGUAUAAAGUCCACAGCCAAGUCCCAAGUCCCAUACCCAUGAACUGACAACACAAAUGUGUAAUGUACUCACUGACUGAAUUGUCUCUUUCCUUGGUCAGCCCUGGUGCCGUCUUGUCCACAAACAGAUCUUGAAUUUCUCCGGCCCAACUCCAUUGGUUCAGGCAGUAGUGCCUCUACCUCCUGCAGCCACUCAUCUUCCUCCUCUGGACGAGGUUCAUUACCUCCGGUUCGUUACCCUGGUAACCAGACACAAGGUGGGGAGACCAAUCAUAUGGUCUAUUCUUUCCCGGCGACUGUGACGGUGACGGAAGAGGAUCUCAGUAAUCAUCAUAAUCACCAGAAACAAAACCUUAAUCUCAGUGAGUUUUCUUGUUCUUGGAUGGUACAUGACUGAAACUAACAGACAUACAGUAUUUUACUCUUGAUAUGUGCAAGCAUGUGUCUAAACCUGAGUGAUGCCAUAUCUACAUACCUGUUGAUAUUCCAGUGGGCUGCACAGAGUCGUCGGGUGAGAGUGCCAGUGUGUUCAUCAGCUCGGAGCGCAGCUGCCUCUCUGCCAUUUGUGGAGAGGUGGAGGACUCGUCAUCAGUCACGUCCCAGAGUUCCCAGUCCCAUGUCACCCAGAGAACAGCAGCACCCAGUCUCAGGAAGAACAGCUCACCUGCUACCAUCAGGAAGAAGCCCUCCAUCGCUCCCAAACCACCAGCGCUGGCUGCUCCUCAGAGCCUGCAAAAG
Coregonus sp. 'balchen' is the source of this 37451-nucleotide messenger RNA. The record is from the annotation of a GenBank genome assembly. NCBI's taxonomy places the organism in Eukaryota, Metazoa, Chordata, Actinopteri, Salmoniformes, Salmonidae.